Fulmarus glacialis (Northern fulmar) is the source of this 631-nucleotide messenger RNA. RefSeq names its product uridine phosphorylase 2-like. Lineage: Eukaryota; Metazoa; Chordata; Aves; Procellariiformes; Procellariidae. The annotation marks the transcript as partial. Gene Ontology annotation, cellular component: cytoplasm; cytosol. The transcript is spliced from 4 exons. Gene Ontology annotation, biological process: nucleotide catabolic process; uridine catabolic process. The record is from RefSeq and is a predicted model, not a curated record. Gene Ontology annotation, molecular function: uridine phosphorylase activity.
UUUGUCUGCGUUGGUGGCAGCCCAAACAGGAUGAGAGCAUUUGCCCAGUUCAUGCACAAGGAGCUGGGACUGACAGGCGACGGGGAGGACCUGGCAGACAUCUGCGCGGGGACGGACCGGUAUGCCAUGUACCGGGCUGGGCCAGUGCUCUCCAUCAGUCACGGGAUGGGCAUCCCUUCCAUUUCCAUCAUGCUUCAUGAACUAAUCAAACUGCUGCACCAUGCAAAAUGCCGAGACGUUACUAUUAUACGCAUCGGUACUUCUGGAGGCUUAGGGAUCGAGGCCGGGUCUGUUGUGAUCACGGACACAGCAGUGGACUCCUCCUUCAAGCCACAGUUUGAGCAGGUGGUGCUGGAUGAUGUGGUGGUGCGGAGCACUGAGCUGGACAAGGACCUCGCGGAGGAACUACUCGCCUGCAGCAAGGAGAUUCCUGACUUUCCCACGCUCAUCGGCCAUACUAUGUGCACCUACGACUUCUAUGAAGGUCAGGGGAGAUUAGACGGAGCAUUGUGCUCUUUUUCCAGUGAAAAAAAGUUAGAGUACUUGAAAAGAGCUUAUGACGCCGGUGUGAGGAACAUUGAAAUGGAGUCCACGGCGUUUGCUGCCCUGUGCGGGCUGUGUGGCCUGAAAG